GCUCUUUGCAAAUCCUCCAUUUCCGUCUUCCCUCAGUUCAAAAAAUCCGGUUAACCUGAACCACGUAAAAAAACUCCAAUUUAUCCCAGACCGAAUCAUAAAAAAAAACUGACCCAGCCCGUAACUGUGAACCGGUUGGUAGAAUACCGAAACCCUAAAUCUAUGCCACCGAGUCGCUCGAGAUGGUUCUCGUAAAAUUCCAUUCAGUUUACGAAUCCUCUAAGAAUCCGCCAAAUAAUGGUUCGCUCGGGUACAAGAUCCACCCGACACAUUCGGGUCGGGUCUAACCAUAACCCGAGUUAGAAUUGAAACCUCGGGUUAUCCGCCACUCUGAAGGUUUAUUGAUGGUGUUAUUAGGCAUCUCAAGGAGGGUUUUCAACUACCAUCUUUCUACCAUGGCAUCCUCAGCUUUGGAUUGUAUUUCGUUGGUUUUAUGUGGCAAAUCAAACGCAGAGAUUGAAACUGCUAUUGCUAUUAAGGCUAAUAACACCCUCAAGCUCCCUGACAAGGGAGAAUUAUCCCUUGUUUUGCAUUCAGAAUUGAAUAAAAGUGUUGAACAAAAUUCCUUCCAAGUUAGUUCCUUCAUGAAUUCUCUUUCCACCAAUCAAUUUGGCAGGCUUCUUAUUUGGUCUCCACGGCUAACUUCAACACAUGAUGUCGUGUCAAACAACUUUUGUGAGCUUCCGCUUGGUACUGUAUGUGUUGCUGAUAUUCAGAACAAGGGACGAGGUCGGUCAAAGAAUGUCUGGGAGUCUCCAUUAGGUUGCCUGAUGUUUUCUUUUACACUGCAAAUGGAGGAUGGACGGGUCGUACCUUUAGUUCAGUAUGUGGUUUCCCUGGCUAUCACAGAGGCAAUCAAGGAUAUAUGUGACAAAAAUGGAUUACCUUGCAUUGAUGUUAAAAUCAAGUGGCCAAAUGAUCUCUAUUUAAAUGGCUUUAAAGUUGGAGGCAUUCUUUGCACCUCAACAUAUAAAUCAAAGAAGUUUAAUAUCAGUGCAGGAAUAGGAUUGAAUGUCCAUAAUGAGAAGCCAACAACAUCCUUGAAUACAGUUCUAAGAGAAUUGUCCGUGGGAGCUUACCAAUUUCAAAGAGAAGAUGUUCUGGCAGCCUUUUUUAACAAAUUCGAGAUUUUUUUUGAUCUAUUUGUGAAUCAAGGAUUUCAAACCCUAGAGGAACUAUAUUACAAGACAUGGCUGCACAGCGGACAGAGAGUUGUUGUACAGGAAAAGAACGAGGACAAAGUGGUCGAACAUGUGGUAACUGUUCAGGGUUUAACAUCCUCAGGAUAUUUAUUGGCCAUCGGUGAUGACAAUCAAAUGUGUGAGCUCCACCCUGAUGGUAAUAGCUUUGACUUUUUCAAAGGACUGGUCAGAAGGAAACUUAACUGAAAAAGAUUCAAUGACUCAUGUCACAUGAGGCAACAUGUCUUACAUACUUUUCUGUACAUUACUAAGGUUUAGCUUUAUAGCAUAAUUGUUUUUUUAAUAAAUUAAAUGUUUCAUAUAUAUUUUUGUAAUAAGAAUUUUGAGCUUUUGUAUUCCAUUUUGAAUUUCCAUCAAACUUAUCAUGCUCUUUCCUUGUCUGGUCAGGCAACAUAUUUUAUAUUGUGCAGUUGUAACUAAAAUAAAUUAUCAUUAUUUUCUCUUAA
This is a messenger RNA of Cicer arietinum (chickpea), 1648 nucleotides long. RefSeq names its product biotin--protein ligase 2-like. The record is from RefSeq and is a predicted model, not a curated record. Gene Ontology annotation, molecular function: biotin--[biotin carboxyl-carrier protein] ligase activity. Gene Ontology annotation, cellular component: cytoplasm. Gene Ontology annotation, biological process: protein modification process. NCBI's taxonomy places the organism in Eukaryota, Viridiplantae, Streptophyta, Magnoliopsida, Fabales, Fabaceae.